Molecule: messenger RNA, 1224 nt
Organism: Colletotrichum graminicola M1.001
Lineage: Eukaryota; Fungi; Ascomycota; Sordariomycetes; Glomerellales; Glomerellaceae
Product: cell wall glucanase
Exons: 2
Coding region: 1-1224 (407 amino acids)
Biological process (GO): cell wall organization
Cellular component (GO): extracellular region; cell surface; fungal-type cell wall
Molecular function (GO): glucan endo-1,3-beta-D-glucosidase activity; 1,3-beta-glucanosyltransferase activity
Source: RefSeq, a predicted model, not a curated record
AUGAAACCAGCCGGUCUCUCUUCAGCGCUGGUCCUCAUACUGGUUGAGCUCUCUGCCGCUCACCCCCAAGGCACUAGAGAUGUCAAGGGUUCGAUUGUUCAGCCUCAAUAUACCAUCAUCACCGAGUCGUCCCUGACAGAGCCCAUCGAGGCCCCCCAAGUCAUUGUUUACGUCGACGAAAAGGGUGCACCUUUGGAGACAGCCACUGAGACAGUCCGCUUCGUGCCAGCCUCUCGAUCAAUCAUCCAUCCCUCCAAGCCUUUGGAGUUGGGAACCCGCUCUGGAGAUGUCGUUUUUCGGGCCACCUCUUCAUCCUCUAAUGACGCCCCAGGUUCCCCUCUCGCAACCUCAAGUACUUCAGCUGUCGCUACUUCAUCGUCAUCUUCUUCAUCAUUUCCUUCGGCUCAUUUUACUCCAAACACCACUCUCCCUGGCAUCGCCUAUGCACCCUACACGGCGACGGGGCAAUGUAAAACAGCUGAGCAGAUGGAUGUCGACUUCGCCAAGCUCGAGGGAAAAUACUCGGUGGUCCGCACCUACGGCACCGACUGCAACCAGAUCGCCAACGCUCUUCCUGCAGCCAAAAAAGCCGGUGUGAAACUCUUUUUGGGUAUUUUCGACAUCAGCUCAAUCCCUGCCCAGGUUGCAACUAUUGUUUCAGCCGUCAGUGACAACUGGUCCCUUAUUGACACUGUCAGUGUCGGUAACGAGUUGGUCAACAACGGCAAGGCUACAGCGCAGCAAAUGGUUACCGCCGUGGGGCAAACGCGCCAGCUUCUCCGCGCUGCCGGCUACACCGGUCCAGUUGUCACAGUUGACACCUUCGUAGCGGUCCUUGCCUACCCCGAGCUGUGCGACGCAUCAGAUUACUGCGCGAUGAACAUUCACCCAUUUUUUGACAGUAACACGGCGGCGAAGGAUGCAGGUUCCUUCAUCACCCGGAUGGUCGGCGAGGUUCAGUCCAAGCUCUCGGACCGAAACAAGCGCAUAGUCUGCACGGAGACCGGGUGGCCGUGGAAGGGGAACGCCAAUGGCGCUGCCAUACCCGGAAUUGAAGAGCAGCAGCUGGCUGUCGACUCGAUCAAGAAGGCGUAUGCGAGCCAUAUGGCUGAUGUCAUUCUCUUCUCGGCCUUUAACGAUCUUUGGAAACACGCCGAGGCAGCAACUUUCAAUGCCGAGCAGUACUGGGGCAUCGGAGCUCUGUACUCGGAUUCUGGCAGAUGA